AAUAAUAAACAGGGGAGAGAGAGAGAGAGAGCGUAGAUUUUUUUGUGCGCACACACACACACGCAUUACUUGCCUCCUCGGCUUCUCAGACGAUAUUCUGCCGACAUCUGUUAAAUAAACACGUCUUCUUCUUCUUCAAAAUUAUGCAUCUCAGCCGCUCUACCGAUUAGAUUGGACGGAGGAAGGAAGAAAUUGUUUUUGUUUUUGUUUUUGUUUUUGGGAUCUGAAGCGAAAAUCGAUGGGGUUCUUCAGCACGAUUCUAGGGUUAUGCGGAUUUGGGAUAGGGAUAUCGAUGGGGCUCGUCAUCGGAUACUUCCUCUUCGUCUACCUCCAGCCCAACGACGUCAAGGAUCCUCAAAUCCAAUCGAUAGCAGACCAAGAUCCCAAAUCCAUGCUCCGUAUGCUUCCCGAGAUCCCCCUCUGGGUCAAGAACCCCGACUUCGACCGUGUUGACUGGAUUAACAAAUUCCUCGAGUACAUGUGGCCUUACCUGGACAAGGCCAUCUGCAAGACGGCCAGGAACAUUGCGAAGCCCAUCAUCGAGGAGCAGAUUCCCAAGUACAAGAUCGACUCCGUCGAUUUCGAGACUCUCACUCUCGGCUCCUUGCCUCCCACUUUCCAAGGGAUGAAGGUUUACCUCACUGACGAGAAGGAGCUGAUUAUGGAGCCUUGCUUGAAAUGGGCUGCUAAUCCCAAUGUCUUGCUCGCUGUCAAAGCUUUCGGCCUCAAGGCUACCGUUCAGGUUGUUGAUCUCCAAGUUUUUGCACAGCCUCGUAUCACUCUCAAGCCACUAGUCCCCAGCUUUCCUUGUUUUGCCACUAUCUAUGUCUCUCUUAUGGAAAAGCCACACGUUGAUUUUGGGCUCAAGCUUGGUGGAGCAGAUCUUAUGUCUAUCCCUGGCCUCUACAGAUUUGUCCAGGAGCAAAUCAAGGAUCAAGUUGCAAACAUGUAUCUCUGGCCUAAGACCCUUGUAGUUCCAAUCCUUGACCCUGCCAAAGCGUUUAGAAGGCCGGUUGGAAUCGUCCAUGUGAAAGUCGUGAGGGCUGUUGGGCUGCGGAAGAAAGAUAUGAUGGGUGGGGCAGACCCAUACGUGAAGAUCAAGCUCUCUGAAGACAAGAUUCCGUCUAAGAAGACCACUGUCAAACACAAGAAUUUGAACCCUGAAUGGAACGAGGAACACAAAUUCUCUGUCAGAGAUCCCCAGACUCAGGUCCUCGAGUUCAACGUGUAUGACUGGGAAAAGGUUGGAAAGCACGAUAAGAUGGGUAUGAAUGUAUUACCGCUGAAAGAAAUGGUGCCUAACGAACACAAAACCUUCACUUUGGAACUGCGCAAGACUAUGGAGGGGGCUGAAGAAGGAGUGCAGCCCGACAAGGAUAGGGGGAAGCUGGAGGUUGAGCUCUUGUAUAAGCCAUUCACAGAGGAAGAAAUGCCAAAGGGCUUCGAAGAAUCGCAAUCAGUGCAGAAGGCUCCGGAAGGCACACCGGCUGGUGGAGGAGUGCUUGCGGUGAUAGUGCAUUCGGCUGAAGACGUUGAAGGCAAGCACCAUACCAACCCUUACGUGCGCAUCUAUUUCAAAGGAGAGGAGAGGAAAACCAAGCACGUGAAGAAGAACAGAGACCCGAGGUGGGAGGAUGAGUUCACCUUCGUGCUCGAGGAGCCUCCGGUGCGCGAGAAGCUGCACGUGGAAGUACUGAGCACCUCUUCAAGGAUAGGUCUCUUGCAUCCCAAGGAAACACUGGGGUACGUGGACAUUCCGGUGGUGGACGUGGUGAACAACAAAAGGAUGAACCAAAAGUUUCACCUUAUCGAUUCCAAGAACGGAAAGAUCCAAAUCGAGCUCGAGUGGCGAACCACCUCUUAGAUUUCGAUUCGAGAAGAGAGAAGAGAAUUGGUUUGAGGUUUUAAAACUCUGUGUUAAGUUGUUGUUGUACAAUACGGGCCUUUAACUCUUAAAACCAGACAUCAGAUUUGCGAAGCCCUUUUUUUAUUUACAUGUUUGUGUCUUU
Messenger RNA from Brassica oleracea var. oleracea, 2009 nucleotides. RefSeq names its product synaptotagmin-1. Gene Ontology annotation, molecular function: lipid binding. The transcript has 8 exons. Gene Ontology annotation, cellular component: endoplasmic reticulum. The coding region runs from base 239 to 1864 and encodes 541 amino acids. Lineage: Eukaryota; Viridiplantae; Streptophyta; Magnoliopsida; Brassicales; Brassicaceae. The record is from RefSeq and is a predicted model, not a curated record.